AAUACAUCACGUACGUUGCAAACAUUAUGUGCUCGAUCACUCUGAAUUACAUAACAAGAAGUUGCGGAAAAAAAAUAAAAAUGGAGGCGAAUGAGAAUGGUGGCACCUCAAGGUCGUCGCAGAUUGUGGCUAUGAUGAGUGUGCCACCGCUAAAGGUGACAGAACCACGUCAAGUUCGCAAAGUUUUAGUGAGUGAGGACCAUGUAAGUGCCAUUCAAGGAUGUUAUCAAAUAGUUAUGUACUAUGAGAUGAUGAGAGAGGAAGAACAUGGUCGGUGUUUGGCUGGUUGGAUUGUGGAGUCACUAGCCAUGGUCCUGUUGGAUCACCCUUUACUUGCUGGUCGCCUACACACAAGGGAUCACUCAUCCUUCGAAAUUGUGUCCAAUGAUUCUGGUGUUAGACUCUUGGAGGCAUGCUACCCUACCACUUUGUCACACUUUCUUGAGUUGAAUAAAAAAGAACAUGAUCUUGAAGCUGACCUUGUGUUCUGGAACGAAAUUGAUGCCCAGUAUCCUCAGUUCUCUCCUCUUUCUUAUGUCCAGGUGACAAACUUUGAAUGUGGAGGAUACUCAAUUGGCAUUAGUUGCAGCCUCCUAUUGGCAGAUGCUUUUUUAUUUGAGAAUUUCCUUGCGAAAUGGGCAGAAAUUCACACUAAAAUGUCACACCAACGUGAAAAAAUUGAGACACCCAUAUUUUACCACGCUCGUUUGAAAAACCCCAAGUCUCUCCCAUCGGAUAUAAUUCCUCGUACGCAAAGGCAAAACGGGGUUGAAAGCAUGGUGUUCAAAAUCAGUGAAGUAAACUUGGACAAGGAAUUGUGGAGGGAAUUGGCCAUGGUUUGUGUCGAGGAAGCAAAGCAAAAGCAAGGGACAAAUUUGGGUUGGGAAUUUUGUUUGGUGGUGAAAGAGUCUUCGGAGGUGAUGAAGGUAGAAAGUUUGAGAAUGAAUGGACAUGAUGGUUUGAGGGUGAAGCACGGUUUAAGCUUUAAGGUAAGUGGAAGCACGUGGAAAGAGUUUGGAGUGUAUGAGGUAGCAUUUAAUGUGGGAAACAAACCGGUCCAUGUUUCUUGCUGGAUUGGAUCAGUGAGUAAUGGAUUUGCCAUGGCAGUUCCACUCCCGUACCUCAACCAGAAUUCAUGUGCUGUGGUUCUGGUUUCACCCUCUCUUUCUUCCUAGAUGCACAAUGUGUUUAAUGCGCUGUACUGUGCUUCUAGUUUCACCCUCUCUUUCUUCCUAGUUGUACAAUAUGUUUUAUAUUGGUACAACUUUAUUGAAAAUCAUAUAUUUUGGUGGUUCCACAUUGGUUUCAUAAUUUUUAGUAAAUUUUAGUUAAUGAUAUAAUGUGUUUUAGAAAUCAUAUGUCAGAGAAUAUAAUGUCAGCCCUCUUCAAGAUUCUAAUAUAACUUUGAGGCAGAAG
Cajanus cajan (pigeon pea) is the source of this 1416-nucleotide messenger RNA. Its product is annotated as HXXXD-type acyl-transferase family protein. The record is from RefSeq and is a predicted model, not a curated record. Gene Ontology annotation, molecular function: acyltransferase activity, transferring groups other than amino-acyl groups. NCBI's taxonomy places the organism in Eukaryota, Viridiplantae, Streptophyta, Magnoliopsida, Fabales, Fabaceae.